ACGGCCAUUUUGUGCUCUGUGGGCACUAGUGGGCUCGAAGUCGUCAGUGUAUCCCAUGUGUGUGGACGGCAAGAAAACCAGUUGACCAAGGAUGCUGAAGAUGUACAUUGUGCUGCAUAUGGUUGCAUAAAACGUCGUACAAUUAUGACAAGCGAACUUGUCAAUGGUUUGCCAUCUACGGGAACGUCGACCUCCCCAACAUGGCCGCCACAUAGGCACGUCGGAGAGCUGGGAUUACACACGUAGUCUAAUUUUACAACACUUUCCCUCAUCGUUUCCCGACCACGAACGGCUUUACGGCAGAAUUUGGUCACGCGUGCUGUCCUCGCAUGGAGGACUUUGCAAGUCUAUACUCGCUGCUAAAGUUAUAAUUUCGAAGAAUGUCCUUCAGAGGAGGCGGAGGACGAGGCGGUGGAAGAGGUGGAGGUUUUUACCGGGGAGGUGGAGGCUAUAAUAAUAACCGAGGCGGUGGCGGUGGCAGAGGAGGCUUCGGCGGCCGGGGUGGGGGUCGUGGUGGCUUCCGACAGCAAGACUAUGGACCCCCUGAAUAUGUUGUUGCUUUAGGAGAGUUUGUGCAUCCUUGCGAGGAUGACAUCGUGUGCAAGUGCACAACUGAGGAAAACAAGGUUCCCUACUUCAAUGCGCCGGUGUACUUGGAAAACAAAGAGCAGAUCGGAAAGGUGGACGAGAUCUUUGGACAGCUCCGCGACUUUUAUUUUUCCGUCAAACUGUCUGAAAACAUGAAGGCGUCUUCGUUUAAGAAACUGCAGAAGUUUUAUAUAGAUCCAAUGAAGCUCCUUCCGCUGCAGAGGUUCCUGCCCAGGCCGCCCGGCGAAAAGGGUCCGCCAAGGGGAGGCCGAGGCGGGGGUAGAGGCGGAGGACGGGGAGGUGGUCGCGGAGGUGGAUUCCGGGGCGGAAGGGGAGGCUUCGGAGGCAGAGGUGGAGGCUUCGGAGGCAGAGGUGGAGGAUUCGGAGGAGGUGGCAGAGGUGGAGGAUUCGGAGGUGGUGGGCGUGGAGGCGGCGGCUUCAGAGGAAGAGGAGGCAGCGGCGGGCGUGGUUUCAGAGGCGGGAGAUGAUCUGCUGUGGGUCCACAAUUUAUCCCCGUCCUCUAUGAGGGUUACAAAGUUGGACAUUGCCUCUUUGGGUGGAUUUAUUUCUUAAGUUGUCACUUUUUUUUUUUUUUUUUUUUUACUCGUAUGACUGAUUGACCUUUAUAUUUUAUUAAAAGGCUCAUAUGUAUGCUUGCUAUAAACCUCGAGUCAUAUGAACUUGAACACAUGCAUUUGCAAACAGUCAUUAGUCACAAAUGUGAGGGGGUGUGGAGUUUGGGUUCUAACUUGGUUGAAUUGAAAAGUAUUUUAAUGUUCUGUUGUCAGUAGAAAAUUGUCAUUCAUUAAAUGUUUUUGUAUAAAAUA
Messenger RNA from Phyllopteryx taeniolatus (common seadragon), 1415 nucleotides. It is a transcript of the gene gar1, whose product is annotated as GAR1 homolog, ribonucleoprotein. The transcript has 8 exons. Bases 381 to 1076 code for a protein of 231 amino acids. Gene Ontology annotation, molecular function: box H/ACA snoRNA binding. Gene Ontology annotation, biological process: ribosome biogenesis; snoRNA guided rRNA pseudouridine synthesis. The record is from RefSeq and is a predicted model, not a curated record. Gene Ontology annotation, cellular component: box H/ACA snoRNP complex. Lineage: Eukaryota; Metazoa; Chordata; Actinopteri; Syngnathiformes; Syngnathidae.